This is a messenger RNA of Phyllostomus discolor (pale spear-nosed bat), 1444 nucleotides long. It is a transcript of the gene LIME1, whose product is annotated as Lck interacting transmembrane adaptor 1. Gene Ontology annotation, cellular component: B cell receptor complex. Gene Ontology annotation, molecular function: protein kinase binding. The transcript has 5 exons. The coding region runs from base 265 to 1209 and encodes 314 amino acids. Lineage: Eukaryota; Metazoa; Chordata; Mammalia; Chiroptera; Phyllostomidae. The record is from RefSeq and is a predicted model, not a curated record. Gene Ontology annotation, biological process: B cell receptor signaling pathway; regulation of MAP kinase activity; regulation of release of sequestered calcium ion into cytosol.
CCACCCCCGGGCGGGGAGGCCGUGAGAGGCUGCUCCGAGCUCACAGCACGCCCCCACUGAGUGUCGUCUAGACCCCGGGCGGGGCCACAGUGGGAUGGGGUGAGGCUGCCGCAGCGGGUGGCGGCUGGCGCCAGCUGCUGUAGAAGAUUGAGGUGCAGCCUGACAAGGCAGGAAGUGAGGGGAGCUCCACCUGGGGCCGCACAAAGGCCCCCAGCCUCCAGGCGCCCUGCGCCCCUGGCAUCGGCCAGCCCCGGGCCACACAGGAUGGGGCCGCUGGUGUCCUCAGUCCCUCCCGCCCUCUGGGUCCCAGGCUGCCUCGCCCUGCUCCUCUGGCUGUGGGUGCUGUGUGCUGCCUGCCACAGGAAGCGGGUGCAGAGGCAGCCGGCCGGCCUGCAGGGCAGUGUUAUGCCCACAGCCACGGUGAGUUCCAGGCUGUCCCCAGGCCGGGACGGGGCCGGCAGGAGACUGACUUGCCUCCCUUACCGCCAGCCGACGCUGACACAGCCCCACCGCGGCACCCUCGGCACCCUUGGCACCCUCAGCAGGUCCGACACCAGGCUGCACGAAGUGCACCGGGGCCCACGCCGAGCAGCCCCGCGGCCAGUCAGCAUGGAUCCCUUGGGCCCACAAUGUCUGGAAGUGUCCAGAGGCACCGUCAGGCCGCCGGCUGCCUUCUCACACCGGGAACUGCCCCAGACCGCGCCUGCUACCACCGAUGCCCAGCCCUCCGUGGGUCCGGAGGCCACCUACUCCAACGUGGGGCUGGCGGCCAUCCCCAGGGCCAGCCUGGCGGCCAGCCCCGUGGUGUGGGCAGGGGCACGGCUGACCAGCAGCUGGGCCAGACCUGGGCCUGAGGCCAGGCCAGAGCUGGCCGAGUAUGCUCGCAUCCACAAGCUCAAGGGAGCGGACCAGGGGCCCCAAGGCCUGGAGCAGGGGAGGGCCCAGGGCACCCCAGCCACGCAGGUGGACGUCCUGUACUCCAAGGUCAACAAGCCUAAAAGGAGGGACCCAGGACCUGCUGCAGACCCGCUGGACCCCAAGGGCAGGGCAGAGAUUCUGACUCCUGGGAGGAGCCUGUCCUACGAGGCCCUCCCACUCAGAGGCCUGGGCGUGGACCAGGCAGACAACGGCGUGCUAGAAAACGUGUAUGAGAGCAUCCAGGAGGUGGGGCUCUCCCGCAGGCCGGCAGCCCCCAGCUCCAGCCCGUAGAUGGGACCUGAAGGGCUCCUGCUCCCCGGCCUCAGCCGCGCAGGGGUCUAUAACCCCGCCCCCAGCGCCCAAGCACAGAUGUUCCCUCCGCCUGCGUGGGGCCGGCCCCUAUUCCCUCCCAGUCCCCGCCCCCCACACAGCUGGCAGCCUGAGGGGACCCUGGGGUCCGGGGCGCCCUGGCCUCUCCCACCAGCGUCUUAAUAAAUCCCCAGCGCGGAGAGGAUGAACGCAGUGC